Melospiza georgiana is the source of this 511-nucleotide messenger RNA. RefSeq names its product cathelicidin antimicrobial peptide (gene CAMP). Gene Ontology annotation, cellular component: extracellular region. The coding region runs from base 5 to 481 and encodes 158 amino acids. NCBI's taxonomy places the organism in Eukaryota, Metazoa, Chordata, Aves, Passeriformes, Passerellidae. The record is from RefSeq and is a predicted model, not a curated record. Gene Ontology annotation, molecular function: lipopolysaccharide binding. The transcript has 4 exons. Gene Ontology annotation, biological process: antimicrobial humoral immune response mediated by antimicrobial peptide; defense response to Gram-negative bacterium; innate immune response.
AGCGAUGGCGAGCCCGUGGGUGCUGCUGCUGGCGGUGCUGGGGGGCGCCUGCGCCCUCCCCGCCCCGGCGCCCCUCUCGUACACCGAGGCGCUGGCGCAGGCCGUGGAUUCCUACAACGGACAGCCCGAGGUGCAGAACGCCUUCAGGCUGCUCAGCGCCGAGCCCGAGCCCGGCCCGGGCGUGGAGCUGAGCUCGCUGCGGAAACUCAACUUCAGCAUGAUGGAGACGGAGUGCGCGGCCAGCGCCCGCGCCAACCCCGACGACUGCGACUUCAAGGAGAACGGGGCCAUCAAGGAGUGCUCGGGGCCGGUGCAGUUCCGGCAGGACGCGCCCGAGAUCGACCUGAGCUGCUCCGACGCCUCCUCCGACCCGAUUCUGAUCCAGCGCGGCCGCUUCGGGCGCUUCCUGAGGAAGGUUCGGCGCUUCCGACCCAAGGUCAAGUUCAACGUGCACCUGAGGGGCUCCGUGGGGCUGGGCUGAGCAAUAAAGGAGCCACCGGGAGUGGCCGUG